CGGCAAUACAAAUAUCCCACAUAGACCUGCACCAUCUUCCACGAAUCAGUUUGUUUUCGGCUCACGACAGCUUCUAUGUCCAAACUUCUGUAGAUGAUCAUGACCACAAGACCACCACUGCUGAGAAACCGCAUUCCUUACCAUGGACGACUGAGCUAAAACUCCGUCGUCCAUAAUUUCCCUCAAAGUCUUCGCAAAACGUUGUCUCCAUGGAGAUCAGUACAUCGGUAUGGUACAAGAAGGUGUCGAGGCGCUUCUCGCUCAUUCCAGCACUAAAAUCUACCACCUUGUGUCUUUUGACGGUCAUGGCAACAAACAUCACCUUGGUGCUAGCAUGGAAUUCAAUAUCAAGCCUCUUCAUAAUGCCACUGGGCAUAGCACGACUCGGCACGACUCAGGCCAGCACGCCCGGACAAUUGAUGCUCCUAAUCAGAUUAUAUCAUAUGUGCCGCCCAUGGGAGGUUUAAGUGAACCAUUGAAAGCGGCUGCUGAGCAAGUCGCCAGUGUAGCUGCCUCAGAAGUCCUUACUCCACUCUUGGACAAGAUCAAAAUUUUCGUCCAGCUUGCUGGCAGGUUCGCCGAGGCUCAUCCUUACACCAAAAUGGCGUUUAUGGUUCUCACUGCAGUAUAUCAGGUGGUGGAUGCACAAUUUGCCCGAGAUCGAAGUAUCCAUCAGCUCGUUACUGUUAUGCACGAAACCUACAGCCUUGUCUCUGGCGUGGAGGAACUGAAAAGGGUCGAAUCGCAAGAAAAGACUAUCAACUCACUCGCUCGCCAGACGAUCGAGUGCUCCUACUUUAUCCGUGACUACUUGCAGAACAGGAGCGGAUGGAAACAAAGCUUUUCGAACGCGUUGUCCGACAUCGAUAAUAAAAUUGAAAUAUACGAAGCAACGUUUAAAGAACUCAAGAAUGCCAUACAACAUCAGGCUACAAUUCAUACGCAACUCUAUGUCCUUCGUGUCUAUGAUAUGUUACUUGACCAUGUCGUGAAAGCAGACCUUGACGCCAUGCAUUAUGCUAUUGGCGCUUCGAUCGAAUCACAGAAGAUGGCAGAUACACCCCCACAAACCGAAAUUGUGGAGUCAAUAACUUCAUGGGUCAAUCAAAACGAUGAACAGAUUUACCUCUUAUUAGGUCCAGAGGGGACCGGAAAAUCCAUUAUCGCAUGUUCCAUUGCACGCCAAUUCGGCGCAAUCAUGCGUCUCGGCUCGUCGUACUUUUUUUCGCGCGUCGCCAAGGACAAGCGAAAUGCUACGAAUUUGUUCAGCACGAUCGCACGGGACCUUGCUGAUCAUGACCCUCAGUAUAUGAAGGCUCUCUGGGGCACCGUGAAGAACAAGCGCGCUUUACGUGACACGAUCGACCCACUUACUCAGUUCAAUUGCUUUAUCCUUAGUCCUGCAAGUCAAAUGACAUGGAUUGGCCCUGUGCUGGUGGUCAUCGACGGGUUGGAGGACAGCGGUAGCGAGUCAGAUCGUAAUGACCUCCUGAUUGCGCUCGCAGGGAAAGGAGCAGAGCUACCCCGUAAUUUCAAGUUACUGGUCACUUGCCGGCCAGAGCAGGACAUUUGCGCUGCUUUCGAAGGAAAAACUCACGUUAUACAGAGGCAUUUAAAACGUCAUACCAACUCACUCUUCACUUCGCCACCAACAUCGGAGAAGCACCAGACAAGCAAGCCUAGGUCUCGCCCUCCUACCCCUCCUCUGUCUAUCCCUGAAUUUACGCGAUACAACUCUUCACUGUUGGUCGACUCGUCGAUGACUGGCACAAGUGACUCCACUCCGAUAUCGGAUAUCUCGGCAGGCUCAGCAGUCUCCACUGUGUUUGACCCCUGGGAUGACAGCUGUGACUCUACCGAGUCCCCUUCUUCCAGUACCAGGAGUAAAGAGUUCAUCACGGUAGAGCAGAUCUCCGAGACUGGUGGCCGUACCAUUAGAGGAACCAAUUUAGAGAAGCUCAAUAACUGGAUCGUCAAUCACAGAGCCGACGAAUGAUUUGCCGCCGAUAGUUGGGUUAUCCGGGUGCAGUAGUCGUCUCCCCCAACGACCUCGCCAGAAGCAGGUUCGGGCAAAGACUCUUGUCCGUCACUCCACGAAUGUGGAUAGGGCGGAAAUUUUGGGUCGGGACAAUAAUCUCGCACGGUGAUACUAGCUACCAAAUACUACGC
Molecule: messenger RNA, 2169 nt
Organism: Suillus bovinus
Lineage: Eukaryota; Fungi; Basidiomycota; Agaricomycetes; Boletales; Suillaceae
Exons: 11
Coding region: 230-1996 (588 amino acids)
Source: RefSeq, a predicted model, not a curated record